Molecule: messenger RNA, 1445 nt
Organism: Penaeus monodon (black tiger shrimp)
Lineage: Eukaryota; Metazoa; Arthropoda; Malacostraca; Decapoda; Penaeidae
Product: GTP-binding protein GEM-like
Exons: 6
Coding region: 596-1435 (279 amino acids)
Cellular component (GO): plasma membrane
Molecular function (GO): GTPase activity; GTP binding; calcium channel regulator activity
Source: RefSeq, a predicted model, not a curated record
GUUUCUUGCAGUGCCUCCAAGGUACUUCUGCGCCCUGGUGUCUCCUUCCAGGUCUGUUUCCAGCUUGCAUGUGGACGAGGAUGCAUCCUGCAACAGCUUAACGAGUCUUGAACAAAGGUAAAGCCUGCGCAUCUCUUCGUCAGUAGCACCUUUUGCACUCCUUUCUUGUGUAGUUAAUGGCCAACGCCGUCGGUCCAGAAGGUAGUACAGUAUUCUCGUGUGUGUGUGCUAAACUGCAAGGAGACUAAACAUGUCCUUAAAUCAAAGAAGCUGUUAUAAAGUACUAAACUAAGGAUUCAAACGGACGUCUUCGUGACAGCGUUUCAAUUUAUGACCCCCCCCACAUUACCCAUUGUAAUUUGGCAGCUUUGUUACGUCGUUUUCCGAAGCGUGAUGAUACUUACUUGUUUUUUUGUUUAAGAUAUUUUAUUUACAUGUUUACUUUUUUCCUUUUGUUUUUGUUAAUGAAUAUGGAGAAGAGAUUCGGAUCAACUUUAAUCGCUUGCCUUUUUUUUCUUCUUUUUUUUUGGCAUUAUCCUCUUAUCAUGUUUUCCGUUUAUGAGAAGCAAGAAAGCGUAAGCGUCAGGUCUGAAUAAUGUAUGUUAAUACACCCUCCCCUUCCCCUUUCCCCGCGUUGCCACAAUUCCUCAUCCCAAAACAGCCUCCUAACUGCUCGCCUUUGGCCCCCACCAGACCCUCGAGUCGCAGCGGAAGGAGCGGGGAGAGGUCACCCUUCGAAGGAUCCUGCUGCGGGUCAUCCUACGUCUCUUCCGAGUCCUCCUUGGAAAUCACCAAGUACAGGGUGGUGAUGUUAGGGGAAUCAGGUGUGGGGAAGACAUCACUGGUGACGCAGUUCAUGACGUCAGAAUACAUCAACACUUAUGACGUUUCACUAGAUGACGAAUUCGGCGAGAAAAGCGUGUCAGUCCUGCUGGACGGCGACGAAAACGAGGUCACCUUCAUAGACCAUCCAGCGCACGAGAUGUCUGUCGAGAACUGCCUCUCCACCUACGACCCCCAUGCGUGUGUGAUCAUCUACUCCAUCACGGACAAGGGCUCCUUCAAGAAAGCCGAGGACAUCCUCAAUUACCUGUGGCGGGAGGACUACACCAAGGAGAAGGCGGUCAUCCUCGUGGGGAAUAAGGUCGACCUCGCACGAUCCAGAGUUGUCAGCACGGAGGAGAGCAAGGCGUUGGCUUCCUGCCACGACAGCAAGUUCAUAGAAACGUCGAGUGGGAUUCAGCACAACGUUGAUGAACUGCUUGUUGGCAUCGUCAAGCAGGUGCGGUUGCGCCUGGCGGCCCAGAGGAAGCGCCUCAAGAAGAUGUCCUCCUCCAAGACGUCGCUGAGCCUCCACGCCGCCAAGGAGCUCCUCAGCAAGAUGUGUCUCCUCGACAACAAGUCCAAGUCGUGCGAGAACCUCCACGUCUUGUAGAGGAGAGGGU